UCUAUUAGUCAUGAAUUGUAUCUGGUGGACUUUGCUCAGUGGUAAUUGUGUGUGAUACCUGAAGCAGAGUUCAAAAGUCUCCAUUGUUGUUAGUUCACGAGUUUCUAAGAAGCUGCGUUUCUCGACUGAAGGGCUGGAAAAGAAAGAAAAGGUUUGGAUUGUUUUUUGGGAGAGGUGGAGGGAGGGGGAAGAUUACCAGUUUCUGAAUGUUCUUUCUGAAACAUAACUAAGACUCAAAAACUGAAUGUUUAAGGCAGAACAUUGGUAAUGCUUUGGGUAUUUGUUUAGCAUAGAUUUUUUUUUAAUGUCAAAAUACUUCCGCUUACCAUUUAACUCUUGUUAUGCUGAACUUACCAUAAUUUUGAAUUUUACAUAUAGAUUAACUAUGGAUAACUUUCACUUGAGUGUCAUAGCUGUGAUCCUUUACUUCAGUCUUCUUGGAUCAGUGGGAACCAAGUCACAGCAGAUCCUUCUUGAUACACAUCACUAUUCAGACUGCCGGUGGGAUGGGGAGUUCUUACUGAACUGUUCUUUUACUGGAAUAUCUACUAUUCCAGAAGAUGUAUUACAAACAGCAAUAACAGCUGAUUUUAGUUACAAUAAUAUUCAAACUUUUCUGUGCACUGAUGGAAGAAAUGAGGAACGGAUCCUAAAACACCUGAAUCUCAGUAACAACCUGAUUUCUGAACUCUCCUUAAGCACUUGUAGAAAUUUACCCGUUUUGGAAACUCUAAACCUCAAUGGUAAUGCCAUCCACACCCUCACACUGGACAUACCUAUGCCUGCACAUGGGUCUAAAAAGUAUAGAAAAGUUGAUCAUCUCCUGCCUGCUUUGGAAGUUUUGUCAGUUGAAAGAAAUAAUCUUAAUACAGUUCCAAGAGGACUAGGCCUGCUGCAGUCUUUACAAACUGUCCAUAUGUCAUCCAAUGGCAUACAACAGAUUGAUGUGAAUGAUUUUCAAAACUGUUCACAGCUGAAGGACAUCAACUUGCAAAACAACAAGAUAACUAAAAUUCAUCCAGACGCCUUCAGAGAUCUCAACAAAUUACAGAUUGUGGAUCUCCGUGAAAAUGCUCUGACAAUGCCUCUACCACAGAUACUAAUCAGUCUGAACUUCUUUCAACUUGAAGUGGAUUUGUCAAAUAAUGCCUGGAUAUUUAACUGCAGACUAAAUGCUUUCAAACAUGUAUUUAAUUUUCUUUUUGACUCUAUGAGGAAAAAAUUGAGUAUUUCAUACAAUAAAUCUGCCACCAACCCACAGAAACCUCUGCUGUAUCUUUCAAGCUUCCAUUUAAACUGCAGAGACAGUGUUUUGCUCAAGACGGCUGUAAUCCCAACAGGGAAGACAUUACUGCUAAACUGUGAUUUAGACAACACAAGAGGUAACGGAGUCUCUUGGUGGACACCUAAAGGCAGAAUUUCAAAAGAUAAUAGUCUUCCUCAUAUGACACUGGGUAAAAUGAAUAAUUUAGUAAUAUACAAUGCUGAGGAAACUGCUGAAGGGUUAUAUUCGUGUAUUUUUAAUACAAGAAAGAAGAAAUAUCUCAUUUACAAUGUACAGGUGAAAAAAAGGGUUUCAACAUUUUUGGUUAGAAAAACUCGAGACACUAACACUGUUUUUAGACAAGGAAGAACACAGCAAGACCUUGCAUUGGCUGUCUGCCUCUCAGUGCUCAUUACGUUUGUUUGUGCUUUUUGUCUGGGUGUUUUUGCUAGACCCUACCUUGUGAGCCUGUGGAGACUCAUGCACAGGAACAAAAAUUCAGGUUCAGAACAUACAUAUUCUAAUCAAGCUUUUUCAGAUGAAACCUUGAGCAGAGAGUGCUCUGCAAGGAAAUCUACAAAUACACAGUGUAAUCUGUUCAUUUGUGAUGAGAAUUCUUCAAGAAACACGUGCAUUUUUCCAACAGAAACUUCUGCUUUGCAUGAAAAUGUCACUGGUAGCAGUAUACAUGCACCAAAUACUGGAGAAGAGUACCAGAAACCAAUCAAUGAUGAGAUCAAUGUGAAGAAAAAACCAGUGUUUUCAGACCACAAAACUAGUACCAGCAAUGAUGAAAAUAUAAAUGUAGAUGAUAAUAGACUAUUUUCUGGAAGGAUGUAUUAUAAGAACAGCACUGAAGUAACACCAAGAAAACUAAUGAGUGAUGACAUUUCAUUACGGAAAGGUUCAAAAUAUGCAAAUAAUGAAGACUCAGAGAAGAGCAGGUUCCCUUCCAUGCCCAGGAGAUUGAAUGCUGACUCUUACUCAAGUCACACUGACUCUUCAGAUUUAGAUUUAUCCUUCUUGAGAGGAACUGGCUUUCCAUCUUCCACAAUACAAAUGCAUACAGUUGCACAAGAUUCUAGGAACAGCAAGGUAAGCAACAACUCUAGUCUGCUGCAGUCUGAAAUCACAAAGGCUACACCAGAUUCUCCUGAAAGAAAAGGUAUCGUUUCACAUAAUGAAUGCACGACUGCUACAAAAUUUAUGCCUGGAAGACAAAGCUGUGAUGAACAACUCAGUCUAAAAAGCAACAUAAACAUAACCAGUGAUUUUAUUUUACCCAGCAGCUGCAAGAGAGAUACAAAUAUUGAGAAUUUAAGUGUCUACCAACCAGUAGAAAACUCUCCUCUUACAGAAUACAACUGUAAAACAGAACAUACAAAUGAAAAAGAUGCUUCAGCAGACAUAUUUGGUGACAGUUCUUCAGAUGAAGGGACUCCAUUCACAAUGAGUGACUGUAGUUCUUUAGCGGACUUUGAACUGGAACAACCUGAUGUUAUUGACAACCUGCCAGUCUGUCAGUCAUCACUAGAGGAAGCUGAUAUCAACAGUGGAACUGAAUUCUCAACACUGCCAGGGUCUCCAAACAGUGCUGCUAAACUUCAGCAUACUGGGAAAAAUGAAGACAAAAACAAUGUGUACUUUGAAACCACUAUUAAUUAUGGAUCAGAUACCAUCAUGCCUGAAACAGCAUCACCUUACACUAAUCAAUGUAGUGACCAUGGAAGCAUGUCAGAUUCAGACACAAUUUGUUCUUCAAGUCAAGAAGUUCCUGAUACACUUCAUUAUUUUACUGACAAAGAGUCAACAGUGCAAAACUCUAUUUCUGAUUCUCUCCACAAUCAAAAUACAGAUUUUGGUAAUCUGUUACUUUCAUUAAAACAUUCUCCCACAUAUGACACAGAUAUAGAGAACAUUCCUGAAGAGGCUAAAUUGCAGCUGUCUCAGUUUCCCAUUGAACCUCAGCAUUCCCUCAGCUUCACUCCCACUGAACAAAAAGAAAAUGCACCAGAGAGAAGCACAGACGAGCACACAGAGAGGAAUUCCUCUGAAAAGAAUCAUGAUGAAGGGGACAUGACCUUAAGAAGAAACAUGAGUACAUUUGAGGAUGAUGAUUUUAUUUUUGCUCGCAUUGACACCGGUUUGAAUGAAAUUGUUAAAAAACCAUCACUACCAUAUUCUAGCAACGAGUCAUUUCUUCAAUCUCUGCCUGAACACACAGCUGAAAAACAUUUUACAGUUAUUACAGAGAAAGAUGACUUGCUACCACAGGGGAAGCAGGUGAGCACAACUAAGACUUGUAUAGAUAAAAUGCAAAGAGGUUUUAAUGAGCAAAACUGUGAUAGAUACACAGAACUACAGGAUACCAGCAACUGUAGUCUGCCUGAAGAAACACAGUCUUGCAAUCUUACAGAUGAUUUGCUGCACCUUCACUCUUUUCAAAAAAACCAAUCCGUCUUCCACACAGUAGAUCAUUUCCAACAUGAUCAGAGCGAUGAAGAUGCAUAUUCCUUCUCAGUCCCAAAAUUCUUCAAUGAAAGCACACAACAUAGUUCAUGUUCUUUCCCACAAAAAAAUACAGGAAAUACAUCGUCCAAAAGCACUGAUUCCAGCAAGACAGAGGACAAUACUACUUUAACAGGACUGGAGAACAAUUCUACAACAGCUGUCAACCUCCAAAAUUCAAGUGAAAAACUCAGUCAAAGAAGUCAGACCAAUUUAGGAGAGAGCCAGUUUUUUGUUAAGAAGAAAAGAGCAUUUGAUGGAUUUGCUAAUGUUUUGCAAAGCAGAACAAACAUCAGUAGUUGAGACACAAAACUGUAACACUAAGCUCUCAGAUAGCUGUCAUAUAGUAGGUGCAAAAGUGAUCAUGUCUUAAAAUGAAGUGUGUAGCUUUCAGUAACUGUUAAAUACCAUGGAUUGUUCUUGGUUAGGUUCCCCCCACCCCCACCCACCCAGUACAACUAUCUAUCUGCCUUUAACUUCAAAAAUCCAAGUUAUGGAACUAGAUGUGGAGGUUUUAAACCCAGCCAGCAGCCAAACACCACGCAGCUACUUGCUCACCCUCCCCUGCCCAGGGGAUGGAGGCAAGAACUGAAGGGGUAAAGGGAAACUCAUAGGUUGAGAUAAAAACAGUUUAAUAAUUGAAAUAAAACACUAACAGUAAUAGAAAGUACAAACAGGUAACGCACAACGCAAUUGCUCACCUCCCACACCGACUGCUACACAGCCUGUUCCUGCCUAGAGAGCUCAAAAGACCAAGAUUCUGCAAUUGCAAUCAUAGAAGUGAGAGAAAAAACCCUACUUUCCUGCCACCCCCUCCUUUAUAUAUUGAGCAUGAUGUUUUAUGAUAUGGAAUAUUUCAUUGGCCAGUUUAGGUCCAGUGCUCUGGCUGUGCUCCCUCCCAGCCUCUUGUACACCUGUGUGUGGGCAGGACGUAGGGAGUUGGAGAGUCCUUGAUCUCUUAGCAACAACCGAAAACAUCAGUGUAUUAUCAACAUUCUUCUCAUACCAAAUCCCAUACUGAAUUCAAAACAGAGCACUAUUCUAGCUACUAAGAAGAAAAAUUAACUCUAUCCCAGCUGAAACCAGGACACUAGACUUAACAAUGAGAUGCAGAAAACCUGCAUCCAUACAGUUUAAAAACACCGUAAUUCCACAAGGUAAUUCAGGCCAGAAGCCAUGGACUUUUGUUUAGAAGGGUAUUUGUAAAACAAGAAUAGAUAUUAUAAAACAACUCUAGGAUACUCAAAUGAGUAAACUACUCAGUAGUUAUAACUGAUAAUAAAGCUUUUGUUGUA
Messenger RNA from Athene cunicularia (burrowing owl), 5067 nucleotides. It is a transcript of the gene LRRC66, whose product is annotated as leucine rich repeat containing 66. The transcript has 4 exons. The record is from RefSeq and is a predicted model, not a curated record. The coding region runs from base 305 to 4075 and encodes 1256 amino acids. Gene Ontology annotation, molecular function: protein binding. NCBI's taxonomy places the organism in Eukaryota, Metazoa, Chordata, Aves, Strigiformes, Strigidae.